This is a messenger RNA of Brettanomyces bruxellensis, 1275 nucleotides long. RefSeq lists its product as uncharacterized. The transcript has a single exon. NCBI's taxonomy places the organism in Eukaryota, Fungi, Ascomycota, Pichiomycetes, Pichiales, Pichiaceae. The record is from RefSeq and is a predicted model, not a curated record. Gene Ontology annotation, cellular component: nucleus. Gene Ontology annotation, molecular function: 23S rRNA (adenine(1618)-N(6))-methyltransferase activity. Gene Ontology annotation, biological process: rRNA base methylation. Bases 1 to 1275 code for a protein of 424 amino acids.
AUGACCGACAACGAAAAAUCAAAGAGAGUGCUUAAUUUUCCUUCGUUAAUAUCCAAAAACCCAAAUCUUGCACAAUACUAUAAUCAGCGGUUGAAUGUUUACAAUUUCGGUUCAAACGAUGCUGUAAUCGAGUUGACAAAAACACUAUUUGAGACUAAUUUGAGUUUUAAAGUAAAAAUUGAUGAUAGCAAACUCUGUCCUCGCUUUUUCAACAGAUUAGAUUACGUUAUUUUUAUAGAUCAUCUUCUCCGGAACACAUUGUCAACCGAAGCUCAUUUUAGAAAAGUUGAACACGAAGUCAAGUAUGUUGGACUCGAUAUCGGCUGUGGACAGAUUGCAGUAUACGGGUUGAUGUGCGCAUCAGUGAUGAAAAACUUGAAAUGUAUGGUUUGCACAGAUAUUGAUGACGAAAGCAUAAAAACAGCAACCGAUAAUAUUUCCAGAAAUGAGCUAAAUGACAAAUUAAUUGCGCUGCAUGUAGACAGAAGCGGGAAUAGCUUUGCAUCACUUGCAGAGAUGCUAACCGAUGCAGAUACCGAUAAAACAGCUGCAUUCAGUAUGUGCAAUCCGCCAUUUUACUCUUCGUGUGCAGAGAUGAGUUGUAAAAACGCAUUUAAACGGCAGAAAACCAAUUCGAUGGGUGAAUAUGUCACUGGAACGGAAAAUGAGCUUGUUACUAAUGGAGGUGAGCUUGCCUUUAUAAGGAAGCUUGUCCAGGAUAGUAAAAACGUAUCAAAUAAGCACUCUGUUAUCUGGUUCACCAGUUUAGCCGGAAAUUACAAAACUGUAAAAACACUAGUGCAGAAUGAUUUUGCACAAGAUCCGGAUUUCAACUUUGGGGUGCACAGUUUUGUAAGUGGAAACUCCAGAAAUGCCACCAAGAGAUGGAUUAUAUACUGGAGUUUCAGGCUCACGAGACCACCGAUAGGAGUUUCUAAAACGAAUCUUGUUGGUUCGAGGUAUGAGUUCACGGUCAAGUGCAGCCUGUCUAUAAAAAUCAAUGAGGAUGACUUAGCAAAUCUAAAUGAUAUUAAAUGCGAAAGAAUCAACGCUGAUGUCCUUUUGGUCCAUUUUCCAGGUGAUCGCUGGUCCCGAGCAUACAGACGUUCAUUAAAGCACAUCAACAAUGCCAUACAGCAAAAUGAUGAUUGCUGGUUUAGAAUAGAGAACGGAUCAAGCCAUAUAGUAAUAUAUUGGCUGUAUGGGACCCGUCACAAGCUUUUCGAAAGCUUUUGCGGAUUUCUCAGACGUCUAAUUCAAAGCAAAGAAUGUUGA